GCGGGGCGGGGCGGGGCUCGAUGCGGGGCGUCGCGCUGCCUUUCACUCCCCGCUCCCCGGCGCUGUGUCUGCCAGCGACCCCGACCGACGGAAAGCCAUGUUACCCAACACCGGGAGACUAGCAGGAUGUACGAUUUUUAUCACAGGUGCAAGCCGAGGCAUCGGCAAGGCCAUUGCACUGAAAGCAGCCAAGGAUGGAGCAAAUAUUGUCAUUGCUGCAAAGACCACCCAGGCACACCCCAAACUUCCAGGCACAAUCUAUACAGCUGCUGAAGAGAUAGAAGCAGCUGGAGGAAAGGCCUUACCCUGUGUCGUUGAUGUGAGAGAUGAACAACAGAUCAGCAGCGCGGUGGAAAUGGCAGUGGAGAAAUUUGGAGGAAUUGAUAUUUUGGUGAACAAUGCCAGUGCGAUUAGUUUGACCAACACGUUGGAAACGCCUACGAAGAGAGUGGAUUUGAUGAUGAAUGUCAACACCAGAGGCACUUACCUUACGUCUAAAGCAUGUAUUCCUUACUUGAAAAAGAGUAAAGUUGCUCAUAUUCUCAAUCUCAGUCCACCACUGAACCUGAAUCCACUGUGGUUCAAACAGCACUGUGCUUAUACUAUUGCUAAAUAUGGCAUGUCUAUGUGUGUGCUUGGUAUGGCAGAAGAAUUUAGAGGUGAAAUUGCAGUCAACGCUUUAUGGCCCAGGACAGCCAUCCACACAGCUGCGAUGGAUAUGCUGGGAGGGUCUGGCGUUGAGAGCCAAUGUAGGAAAGUUGAUAUUAUCGCAGAUGCUGCAUAUUCCAUUUUCAAAAAGCCCAAGACUUUUACUGGCAACUUUAUUAUUGAUGAGAAUAUUUUAAAAGAAGAAGGAAUAAAAAAUUUUGAUGUCUAUGCAAUUAAACCAGGCCACCCGUUGUUACCAGAUUUCUUCUUAGAUGAGUUCCCAGAUACCAUUUCCAAGAAAAUGGAAUCGCGUGGCGCUGCUCCAGAACCGAAAGAAGAGAAAGCGAAGCCAGCGUCCAAGCCGGGAUCUGGAGCUGUGGAGGAGACGUUCAGGAUUGUUAAGAACUCCCUCAGCGAUGACAUUGUUAAAGCGACACAGGCCAUCUAUCUGUUUGAGCUCUCAGGUGAAGAUGGGGGAAAGUGGUUUUUGGAUCUGAAAAACAAGGGUGGGGACGUUGGCUCCGGAGAACCCUCCGACCGGGCAGAUGUGGUGAUGAGUAUGUCUACUGAUGAUUUUGUAAAAAUGUUUACAGGGAAACUUAAACCAACAAUGGCAUUCAUGUCUGGAAAAUUGAAGAUAAAAGGAAACAUGUCCCUGGCAAUCAAAUUGGAGAAACUAAUGAAUCAGAUGAAUGCCAAGUUGUGAAGGAAAAGAGAAAAAUAUGUUGAUCACUAAGCUCAAAAAAGUAAAAGGGCUCAGCAGUUAAAAUCUAAUGUUUGUUUUCUUCCCCAAUGUAUUAUAAGGAUAUGCAUGUUUGUUCUGGAAAAAAGAAUAGAAUUUCUGUACCUAUAAGACUUGAAAUUUUAAUUAAAACAAUUGCCUAAUCAAAUGUAAGUUUCAUUAAGUGGAUUUCAAAGACACUUGUGAUUUAUAUUUUGUUAAGUUUUGCCCUCUGAACCUCUUUUAAUGCCUUCCUCUAGAAAAAGUAUUUUGAUUAAUCAAGGUCAAACAGUAAAAUUGGCUCUUUUCAAAGCUUCUUAUGUAAAAUGAGACUAGUUUGUUUCUAAAUGUUUGACUAUAUACUAAUAAAAAUCUUAAUGACAUUUUAUAUAUUUUAAAGAAGAUCUUCAGUGCAUUUUUUAUAGAACUCACAUAAUAAACUACUUAGUAUUA
Messenger RNA from Sorex araneus (European shrew), 1822 nucleotides. RefSeq names its product hydroxysteroid dehydrogenase like 2 (gene HSDL2). The transcript is spliced from 11 exons. The record is from RefSeq and is a predicted model, not a curated record. The coding region runs from base 98 to 1354 and encodes 418 amino acids. Gene Ontology annotation, cellular component: mitochondrion. NCBI's taxonomy places the organism in Eukaryota, Metazoa, Chordata, Mammalia, Eulipotyphla, Soricidae.